AUGCGGCAUCCCAGGGAAUAUCCAACGGGAUUUGGAAAACGACUCCUUCAAGCCUACACCCGUUCUUGUGACCAGCCACCUCGCAAAGAUCUUCGUCGAAAAUUUGCCUUAGACAUCAGAAAGACUGACCGAGAACUCUUCCAGGAAUACCCAUGCAAUCCAGACCAAUGGUUCGACGCAGAGCUCCCCAAAACUUUCUGGUAUUUAGCAGGGAGUCGAUCACUUCGUAUUCCAGACAGUUGGGCAGAAGCGAUUGGAGACUUCAAGAAAGAACUCCACCAAGCUUGUGUGCAGGAGGAACGCAUUCGUCGAAUGCAAACGGAGCUCCAGUGCCACUACCGGCGACCUGAGGAAUUGCGUGAUGACACCAUGGGGGAUCCAGGUGCUACUCAUUUUGCUGAAGCUGAUGGUGAGUUCAUGGCUGGGCGCAAAGCGCAUAGUCUUGGUCAUGGGCAUCCCACAUCCCCUGAAACACCACCGGUUCGUGUCCCUACUGGCAAGUCUGCCUCCAUGGCAACCAUGGCUGAUAGCCCACAUUCAGUUCAUGAGGAUCCGUAUAAUCAAGAUGCCCAGUCGAAAUUUGCCACUCCGUCCCCUGUAUCAGAAAGUUUCGUUCCUGCAAAAAAGGGAAGGAUCUCUGUGGAAGGGACUGAUCGCAACCCCAUCUUUGUCACCCGCUAUGAUGAGACCCCUGAAUCUGCUCAGCAUGACGUUGCCCAUGGAAAGAUGGUGGCCAAGAAGAAGGCCAAUUCAUGUGCUAAGUCCACAACUGAUGAAGCUUCCAUGGUUGACUCUGGCAACAAGUAUGACAAGUACUAUCACCAGAUGAGACGGUACGUCACACCACGAAAGGAUGGCACGAUGUUGGCCUCUCCUGAUGCCAUCAAGAUGUGGCGGACAGAAUCUGGCCGUGCUAAGUUGAGGGAAAUGCUCAUCCAGCACGGGAACUUUGGUGCCGUGGAAUGUGAAAUCGUUCGUUAUCAAAAGACCUUGAUGGACAACUCGAAGCAGGGUGGGUGGGUUACCAAGCACUACCUCACCAAAGAGAAACAUUGGACUACGUCCAUGGUGAGUGCUGCUGUGGAAUGGGCCAAGUCUAAAAACUUGUGGCGUGUCAACCCCAUCCAUAAGGAGGAGGAAAUAAAGGUUGUUGUGGAUGACUUUUUCCGGUUUUCGGAGCAAGAAGGGUUCGACACAACCCAGCGUGGCACUAUGGAAAUGGAGGAUCAUGACGGUGCUCUCCUGGAUGCCGGCGACAUGAUCCCAGAGAGAAUGUCCAAGCUACUCCCGGAGGUGAAGGACGAGAAGGGUGAAGAUGAGGCGCAGCCAGGUACUGGGGCCAGCUUCCGGAUCCUCAAGACCUUGGACAACCUCUUGGCACUCAUGAACAAGGGAUAUGAAGAUCUCUCGCUGCUCCAGGGUGAUGCUUUGACCGGGACGAUUGACGUUCCCACCAUCAAGGCAAAAAUGAACGAGAUAACCAGAGCUGAUGUGGCGAUGAACAAUGUACUGGUCCGUGGCAGGAACAUCAAGGCGGUCGUGCCUGCGAAAGCAUCGCCAAAGGCAUCGCCGAAGCGUGCUUCUGUGCCUAAGGCCAAGGCGAAGGCGAAGGUGAGAUCUGCAAAGCGUGCCUUGCCACCAUUGCCGCUGCAGCCCAAAGAUGAAGGCACCUCGGAAGGUGCUUCGGAGUUGGCCGUUGGCCUGGUGGCACCUCGGGCGCAAUGGCUCCGUAGCAGCCUGGGGGCAUGCUGGGCGACCACAGUCCGCACCAUGGAAAAAAAAACCAGCCAAACCUUCCCUCCUCCGCAAAAUUCCAGGCUGAAGCAGUUUCCUGGCCUUCAAGGACAGGGUCAUGACUGCAUUGUCGUCAACAAGUGGUUGUCCCACCUUUGCGAUGAGAUUGACCGGGAAAAUUUGGAUGAAGAAGACCAUCAGCUUUUUGAUGCCCUGAAAUUUGCAGCGGAUUGUGGAAACCAUUGGUUUCGGGAGCUCUAUCGUUUUGGUGUCUGGAUUCCUGGGGCCGAAGGUGAACAACUAUCUCAUGCAGCCUAUGGACUGACAGAAGGCUACCAAGCCUUAGCGAGACUAUGUGCUAUGCGGCGCCUCCACCUCUUCCGGGUGAAACCCAAACUCCAUAUGCAUGACCACGUGUCGAGACUGGGAUCCAAUACAUUCCAAUUUUAA
Cladocopium goreaui is the source of this 2184-nucleotide messenger RNA. NCBI's taxonomy places the organism in Eukaryota, Dinophyceae, Suessiales, Symbiodiniaceae. The record is from the annotation of a GenBank genome assembly.